Molecule: messenger RNA, 944 nt
Organism: Salvelinus sp. IW2-2015
Lineage: Eukaryota; Metazoa; Chordata; Actinopteri; Salmoniformes; Salmonidae
Product: intercellular adhesion molecule 1
Biological process (GO): cell adhesion
Molecular function (GO): integrin binding
Source: RefSeq, a predicted model, not a curated record
GUGGUCCUACACAUGCCUCCUUUCCUCUUGAGCUCAACCCUCCCAGAGUGGUGGUGAGAUAUGGAGACUCAGUCUCAGUCAACUGCAGCACAUCAUCCACAGACCAUGAGGGGAUGGGCUGGGAAGCCACAUUGGGAGGUACAGGUUUUGAACAAGAUGUCAACGUUGUCACCUGGACUGUGGAGGACCUUACUGAUUGGACAAUAGAACCUAAAUGCUACAUCGUUCUCAAUGAUGGCGAUCAAUCCUCAAAAGUACUUCCAGUCAUUCUCUACAAGACUCCAGACAGAGUCUUCAUCUCUGCUCUGAGCCACUUUGGUCCCAUGGUGGAGGGGACAGAGUACCAGCUGCAGUGUGACAUCCAGAACAUCGCUCCUCUACAGAACCUGGUUGUGAAGUGGUACAAAGGGAAUGAACUCUUAGAUAAUGUAACUUACAGUAACGUCAGUAAGACACCAGUGGAUGUGUCAGCUACUCUGAUGAUCAGCCCCAGUAGACAUGAUGAUGGAGCUCAGUAUAGAUGUAGAGCAGAACUGGACCUGGGGCCAGAGGGACCACAACCUCCUCUCAUAAUGACAUCAGAACCUCUUGAUUUCACUGUAUUCUACCCCCCAACCUUUUGCAGACCUGAAGCUGAGACCCUGGACAUCAGAGUGGGGGAGGAAAUCACCUUAAACUGCACGGCUACUGGAAGGCCCAGUCCUCUGUACAGCUGGCAGUCUUCACAUGUCCAAGAAGCUCUUUUCUCCCCACCGUCCGAGGUCCCAGGAACCUACACCUGCACUGCCUCCAAUCAGAUAGGCAAGAUCAGCAAGACAUUCACUGUGAAUCCCAAACCUAAAGGCAGUCAAACACGAGAGCAGGUCCCAACUCCAUCAUCUGACCAGGCCAGAGGAAGAGCAAUUCUAUCGCCAGUGUGACCAGCAGGACUUCCUCAACAGACA